Molecule: messenger RNA, 3558 nt
Organism: Coccidioides posadasii C735 delta SOWgp
Lineage: Eukaryota; Fungi; Ascomycota; Eurotiomycetes; Onygenales; Onygenaceae
Gene: CAS91
Product: Maltose acetyltransferase
Biological process (GO): regulation of DNA-templated transcription
Molecular function (GO): zinc ion binding; acetyltransferase activity; DNA-binding transcription factor activity, RNA polymerase II-specific
Source: RefSeq, a predicted model, not a curated record
CCGCCUCUCAUUCAAGGACCUGUCGCACCUUGAGGAGUCGAGAGAAUAUCUCAUCUAAUCGGUUAUGGCAUGACCAUCGACUCGAAAUACGGGAUAAGAGACUGAGGGGGCCAAAGCUACGGAGUACCUAUAGUCGGUGAUUCGUUGUCUUGAGAGGAGCAGUUCACCUCUUUCGCUCUCGUCGCUGAUUUUCCCAGUUUCCCUUGGGACUAAAUUCUAACCGUCGACUCCAAGCCUAAUUUAGUUUAACUCAGCUCUGCUUCGCCUUGUCGUCUUCAUAAUAAUAGGUGGUUUUAAUCGCCCACCCGAACUCCAACUCCCCUCUCCCUCUUGUUUCUCUCCCUUUCCCACUCGAUUGUUUCCAGUCCCAUUCCACCGUCACUUAAUCUACGUCGCUUUCCGUUUCCUUUCGAGACACUCAAUCUCUAGCCAACCCAUAGCUUAGAGCAGGAGAUCAGUGAUACCCCGAAGACUAAAAGCUCCAUCGUCAUACCUUCAAUACAUACACACUUUGCUUUCAUCCAAAACGUUCUUCCCUUACCUUGAUCCUUAACCCAUUUAUGCCUAAUCUACUGCCUUCUCAAGGAUCGCUUCUAUAUUUUUAACUGUCCGUUCUAAGUCCUUGGUUAACCCACUAAGCCCGCCAUAGUUCAUAUCCACCUUCUGGUCGGCGCCAUUGCCUCUCUAUCUUAGCUGCCGAACUGUUUCCUCACCGCGGCGGUUGGAAUCUUGUGAUUUAUGCAUGAUUGAUACCACUUCAGCUUCGAUCGUAUGCGUCUACCAUAAAUCCACUGCCAGGCCUCACUGAAAAGUGAUAAGGCUUGUCCGGCUCCAUUAUCCGCUACAGACCAGCUCCUUGUCCCUAAAGGCCCGGUCCGCGCAACCGAUUCUAAUCCGCAUUGGCAUAGAGGGGCCUUGUUAAAGUCUCCGUUACACUGCGCGGUUAGAUUAGACUCAGAUAUAAAACAACAGUGGCAAUGUCGGCUGUGGCGGCCCCAACGGUGGCUAAUGGAAACCAUGAUUCGACAAGAGACCCAAGUAUAGAGCAAAGCCCGUCUCGGUUUACUGCCGUCAACGGCAGAGAUCCUCCUUCGCUCUUACACAGCUCUUCGGACCUCCAACCGCUGGUUGACCGCAGCCAUGAAUGUGAAAGAUCUGUCGAAAGCCGACCUGGAAGUGACCAUCAAAAGAUUUCACCCGCGCAGAACGAACUGUUAAUGGAUAGCUUAUCGGAAAAAGUGAAUCACGAUCAAAUCGAAAACCUCAGGACCUCUGAUGCGUGCUCCGCCAGCCUAAAUCGAAACAAACGGAAGAGAUCUGAUUCUAGUGAUAGGCAUCCUUCGCCAUCGACCAAUAAUCAUACUCAAAGUAAUCCCAGAAGUCCCAACUCUAAAGCGGAUGAUAGCGUAACGGUGCAGGCACGUUCGCUAGAUACGAACGGCAUGGGAAAGCCGGCCACUACCCCUGAAUCCGAGCCCGCGGUGAAGACUAUGCAGCGACAAUACUCCUCUGCCGACCCAACAGAUGAAACCAACAUUAUUUCUCAUCGCCCUAGCUGGGAUAGCCGCGAUUCACGGUCUACAACGCAUGGAGAACAGUCAGCCCCCCCUGCUGAGUCUUCUGAUGCACAGGUCGCAGAAGCUCUCCAGCGGGAUGUGCAAGACAACAAUGUCGCUUCGAAAGCCUGGGAUCCUGUACCAAACGGGCACCCGGAUGAAACCACAGGCCCAAAUCAGGCUCAAUUGGCUACUCAUGCCACGAACCAACCAGAUGAUCAAGAUAAACCGCAUCACCAAAUUCAACCUCCAAACAAAACCCAAACCCAACCUCAAAGCAAGUCGCAAGCGCAAUCUCAAACACCUGCUACGCAGCCCGGCCCUAAAAGGAAGAGGGUGUUCAGUAAUAGAACCAAAACGGGUUGUAUGACGUGCCGUAGGCGAAAGAAGAAGUGUGAUGAGCAGCACCCUGCGUGUAAUAAUUGCAUUCGCGGCAAUUUUCCUUGUGAAGGGUAUUCUGUCCGUAGCACUUGGCAGAAACCCGCAAACCCUAAAGGGCCUGUUCCUUUGCAAUCAAAAGGAAAUUAUCCAGAGGUCGCUCACCCAUACACGCACGAAAUGAGCCCUCAGCGCCAUGACGCGAGGAUUCAGGCGACAAUGCUCCCAGAUGGUAGUAAAUCUCGACCAGUCCCUGUUGAUGAAGCCGAUCGGGCGGCAACGCAAUACAUUAGUAGCCCUCCGGGGCCCGGUUCGAGAAACUCAUGGCUUAAAAAUUCUUGGACUGCUCAGGGGCCAACGGCUUAUCUUCCAGACGGACCACCAAAACCUGAAUUCCGAGAGAGUUCAGGAUUGAAGGAAAUGUCCCGCGCCGACAAGUCUAAGUCGGAAUAUCCGGUUGUGCAUUCAUCUUGUGAACUAACUCAUAGUACACACGCUAAGCCAGGAAUGGCCGUAUUUCAGACGACAAUGGAACAAAGGUCGGGCCCUCCUCGUAUUGACCCUGCCAACUACUCUGCCCAAGCACGAAUGGCUCUGAACAUGGAACCUCAUAUUACGUUUGAAUCUAGCGGAAAGACAGAAAAGGAGAAGAUGCUCAGCGGCGAACAGUAUCGACCUUUCGAUCCUCAACUGAUCAAGGAUCGGGAACGCUGCAAAGCUGCCCUUUGGCGGUUCGCCAAUGCCGGUAACCCGAUCUAUGGCAUUAGUGCCAUCGAGCGUACUCGGCUAUUGAACGAAGUUUUGAUACCUUCCUCAGAGGGGCAAACCGAAAGCGUUUCUUCGAAUCUGGUUGGAUCUUUAGGUCCCGGUGCCGUGGUGGAAGCCCCUUUUAAUUGCCAUUACGGCUAUAACAUUAAUAUUGGGGAGGAUGUUCUGAUAUCUGAAAACUGCUUCUUCGCGGAUGACUGCACUAUUACCGUCGGUGCACAUACGUGGAUAGGUCCCAAUGUGACCAUUCUUAGUUCGAUGGCUAUUGGUAGUAUGCAAGAGCGUAAAGGCUCGCAAAGCCGUUACCAAGGACGCCCGGUUGUUAUUGCAGAAGAUUGCUGGAUUGGCGCUGGAUGCACGAUUCUGCCGGGUGUGACACUGGGAAGAGGGGCGUAUAUUGCUCCUGGUGAAGUUGUCAGGUCUCAAAUUUUGCCCUAUGGCUUUCAAGGUCUAAAACCCAAUUAUCCGUGAGCGUAUUUGUUUGCUACGAUACUCAUGUUCUGAUGCGAAAAAAAACAGCCUCAGCGGUGUAUUAUGUUUGAUUCUCGUUAUUUGAUUCUCCUGUUGCGUGUUUGGGUUUCUACAUUUGGAACUCUACGCAGCCCAAAAAGGUUGAUCGAACCUAUCUUACUGUCAACACUGCGGAUCUAUAUAUUUUUGCCUUGCUCUUUUCCUUUCCUUUCCUUUUGUUCCUGUUGCUGUGCCGUUUGAUAAUGUCCUAACUCACAUCCUACCUCUUCUUUUUUUUUUUUUUUUCCUCUUGUUUUCAAUUCCUAAUUGUCAUGGGAGGGCUGGUCCCGGAGUAGUUGCAUCUAUGAUCUGUAUGUCUGUAGUAUCAACAUAUUCACCGUUUGGA